GUCGUUGAAUGCCAACAAAGCAUGAAAACCAUUCUCAGAGACCCCAAUCUCUCCAAAAGUGGGCGAUUUCUGUUUGGAAUUCAUGGAUUUUGUUUUUGAAAUUUAGGGCUUCCAGAGGGGCCUUUCUUGUUUUGGGAAAGGGCUCUUGGAAGAGAGAGUAGCUUUUUGGAGAAAAGAAGUUCUAGAGAGAGGAUGAAAGUGUUGUUUGGGAGCCCAGGGAGGCUGAGUGGGCUUGUUCUGAGAAUGGGACAGUGUUCUUUUGCUGCUUCUUCUAUUGGGAUAAUGCUAUCUGCUUCUGGGUAUUCUGCUUCCACUGCCUUCUGCUACUUAAUUGCCUCCAUGGGCCUUCAAAUCCUGUGGAGUUUCGCACUUGCGUGCGUUGAUAUGCAAGCUUUAAGAUUAAGAAGAAACCUUCAACAUCCUGUCUUGCUGAGCCUAUUUGUUGUUGGUGAUUGGGUGACAUCUCUCCUCUCGCUUGCAGCUGCAAGCGCGUCGGCUGGUGUGGUUCUCCUGUAUGCAAGAGACUUGAAUUUCUGCAGCUCAAUAAUCCAUCCUCCCUGCACCAAAUUCCAAAUUUCUGUAGCUUUGGCCUUCAUCUCCUGGUUCCUCCUGGCCAUAUCUUCUUAUGUCAUGUUUUGGCUGUUGUGCUCAGUUUGAAUGACUCAUUCUUCUCCAUUGCCAUGUACAUAGAGAUUUUGCUCUUCGAAAGACCAGCAAUGCAAUCAAUAUGGGGCCAUGAUAUGGAUUGAUUCAAGUUGCCUUCUUUGUGGAUACCUGUCUUAUUCAUGAUUAUAAAGUAUAUCUUGACGUGUCCCCUCCAUUAAGCUAGCGGAAGAAGACAUGGAUCUGAAACAGGGCUACACACACACACUAUUGCUCAUCAGAAAAAAGCAGAUGCUUGUGAAGGGAAGAAGAACAAACAUGCAUCUCAGCAACGACAGAGUCAGUGUCUGGGUUGGGAAAUUGUACUGCUGCAAUUCUGUUGAAAAAUACACAAAGGCCACCUGAUACAAGAGAGACCCAGGCAUCUGUAUGCAAGAGGGAUAUCAUUAUUCUGGAAAUGCUAAAAUUGUAAUACUCGUACAGAUGAUAAAAGAGACAAGCUGAUGGUUUUUAUUUCUAUAUACACUAGGAUUAUUACACAA
Molecule: messenger RNA, 1145 nt
Organism: Vitis riparia (riverbank grape)
Lineage: Eukaryota; Viridiplantae; Streptophyta; Magnoliopsida; Vitales; Vitaceae
Product: CASP-like protein 5B2
Exons: 4
Coding region: 193-657 (154 amino acids)
Cellular component (GO): membrane
Source: RefSeq, a predicted model, not a curated record